GUAAUGAUUCAGAUAAUAAUAGUAAUGAAAUUUAUGAUGAAUUAAUAACUCUGAUGACAAAAACCUUAAACCUUCUUGAGGAGCAAAAGACGGCUGGCAAUUCUCGAUGGGUUAAAAAUAUAAAAAAGAAUUUUACCCCAAUUAAUAAGAUGAUCGAGGAUGUAGAACAAUAUAAAAGGAAAAGAACUUUACCUUUAACUUGGAAAGGGCACAAUAAUAAUACAC
Messenger RNA from Racocetra persica, 225 nucleotides. Lineage: Eukaryota; Fungi; Glomeromycota; Glomeromycetes; Diversisporales; Gigasporaceae. The record is from the annotation of a GenBank genome assembly.